Molecule: messenger RNA, 1578 nt
Organism: Serpula lacrymans var. lacrymans S7.9
Lineage: Eukaryota; Fungi; Basidiomycota; Agaricomycetes; Boletales; Serpulaceae
Exons: 7
Source: RefSeq, a predicted model, not a curated record
GUGAAUGGAAUCUCUCUCCACACGUGAAGCGGUAUACGUAGCACAAUGAUGUCAAGCAUUUUCCCCGACUGGUACGGUUGCGCUGAUAAGACCGGUAUUGAACAAUCUGCUCUAAAAAGGCACCAGAAGUCCUCAUGUCUAAUAUUUGCAUUCGCAACUGUGUCAUCGCUGAUAGCGUGAUUGUUUCAAGUUCAUAGUCAACGGAAUCUACUGUACUCACCGGUUCUUACACCGCCUGAGUAGAUCGUAUACGAGGAUUCAAUCCACCAUGCUCUCGUCUUCUUACUCCAAGGUUGAAGUUCAACAACGGUGGUUCUCAUUCCGGAAAUACAUCUUCCUAUGCAAAGACCGCAACGAUUAGCUGCCUAUUCAUCCGUGUAUUAUUCGUGUUUUGCGCAGCGGUGCCGAGCAUAAUUUACGGCGAGCACAGCAAUGAUUUCCUGCAUAGACUGCAGCAUUUCAUUUCAGUUUGGUAAGUGUCAAAUAUCUGUCAUUCUCACUACCAGACAGCUCCUAGUACUGGGACCUAGCAAAAAUGUCGUAACAAACUUGCAUUCGUCAUCUUCUCUUUUAAUUGGGGGCACAUUGUUCGUCGCCGUAUUGCCCCAUAACAACAUUGGAAAUGAACCUGUCCUAUAAAAUCUGGACUGCCGGUAUACAACUUUAUCGACUUUUAUCAUGUCAACUCCGUACAGUGCCUUUGAUGCUACAGCGAAAAUUGUGACGUCCGCAGAUGGCACGCACAUCUAUACAGAUGCUGUGGGAGAUCCGUCAAUGCCCGCAAUUUUAUGUCUUCAUGGCUUUUCUUUGAGCUCUGUCGUAUACGAUAACUUGUUCAUCGACCCUACUUGGAAGGACAACUUUUACCUUAUCAGGUACGACAUACGCGGUCACGGCAGAAGUGAUAAGCCAGAGGACGAUGCUGCAUGGCAGACGGAGAGGUUUGCCGAAGAUUUUCUUGCAGUUGUUGCAGAAUACCAAGUUCAUCAACCAUUCGUUAUGGGAUGGAGUUACGGAGGUGCAGUAAUCGCCGAUAUCUUGACUGUCUGUUCUUCUACUUUCAUCUCGGGAGUCAUCUACAUUGCUCCACUCCCUUAUCUUGAGGUCGUUCCGCAAAUUGCCUCCUCGUAUGCUGUCGAGAUGCUUUCCAACAUGUCACAGACAGAGGAUGUCAAUGCCUUUCAGAUUGGUGUACAAGGCUUUGUACGGGCCUUCGUAUCUCCCGACAACUUCCUCAACCCAAUUGCAUUCCCUAAGCGUUUGCAGCAUGCAUGUCUUGGGGACGCCAUGUCCCAGCCUCGAGUAUGCGCGUCUAAAUCUCUUGGUAGGACCCAGAGCAAUACAGGGGUCCUGCGAGCUGGAAAGGAUGAACUACCAAUGCUGCUCAUCACCGGUAAGUAUGACAUGCUGCUGGCGAGUCAGCCUAUACAGAACGUUCUUGUGCAAUGGAGGGGCUCAAGGGUGGUAGAGAUGGAGACGGGUCAUAUGCCGUGGUGGGAAGCGCCCAAGGAAUUUAAUGAUGUAGCGAUUGGGUGGAUCAAGGAAGUCCUCAGUAAUGGGUCAAAGCGUGAAGAGAUG